AUGGCAAUUAAAGGUGCAACCUGGGGACAAAGUAUUCCUUUGAGAUCAUGCCUUGAGGCCUUUCCAACAAAUUCAAAUCUCUUUAAGAAGAGAAUAGUUGAGAACCCCCUUUGUCCAAUCUGCAACUUGGAGGUAGAAGACUCAGCUCAUGCACUAUGGAGAUGUGAAUUAGCUAAAGAUGUUUGGAGCCAAUGUUCAAAAAGCUUACAGAAAUGUCAUCAACCUUACAUGGCUAUGCUCCAACUACUAGAAGUCUUAAUUCAGACCAUGGACAGUCGAAUCAUACAAGAAUUUGCAGUAGUGGCCAGAAAGAUAUGGUGGAGAAGAAACAAACUCAUUUUUGAAGGCUCAUUUGCACACCCGAAUGCUGUGGUGAGGGAAGCAAGAGGUAUAUUGGAUCUGUUAAUUGAAGAGGAAUCCAGACAGGAUCACGGGCAGGCUAAUACAUUAGAGGAGGAUUGGCAGGCUCCUCCAUCAAACUGGGUCAAGCUGAAUUGGGAUAGUGCAGUAGAUAAGGCAAAAGGAGUAAUUGGAGUGGGAGUAGCAGUUAGGGACAGUUUUGGUUAUACAAUUGCUACCAUGAGAACUAAUAAACAUCUCUUUCCCGAUCCACUACUAGCAGAGGCUUUUGGAGCACUUAAAGCAGUUUAG
Juglans regia (Persian walnut) is the source of this 651-nucleotide messenger RNA. RefSeq lists its product as uncharacterized. The transcript has a single exon. NCBI's taxonomy places the organism in Eukaryota, Viridiplantae, Streptophyta, Magnoliopsida, Fagales, Juglandaceae. Bases 1 to 651 code for a protein of 216 amino acids. The record is from RefSeq and is a predicted model, not a curated record.